This is a messenger RNA of Fusarium odoratissimum NRRL 54006, 1553 nucleotides long. RefSeq lists its product as uncharacterized. NCBI's taxonomy places the organism in Eukaryota, Fungi, Ascomycota, Sordariomycetes, Hypocreales, Nectriaceae. Bases 75 to 1553 code for a protein of 492 amino acids. The record is from RefSeq and is a predicted model, not a curated record. The transcript has 5 exons.
UAUAUAAAGACAGCCUCGUCAUUAUCUUUGCCCCUUCAAUCAGCAUCGAGACAGCAUACGCAACUCAGUCACUCAUGAUGAAGUCCUCGCUAAGCUCUGUUUUGGCUGCAUUAGCCCUAUCUUUACCACUGGCAGCAGCCUCAUCUCAAUACUCCAACCCACAGGCUCCAUCUUGUCGCUUUGGCCUUGAAUGGUCGCAAAAGGACGUCCUUCAACAUACCGACGACUUCAUCUGGGAUCUUCUCUACUGGGAAGGUAAAUUUCAUCAAAACGAUGUAGCCUACAAUACUCAAAAUGGCAUGUCCUAUGAUGGAACCCAGCUUGAUUGGAAGACUGGCAAGCGCACUAAGAAGCAUACGUUCAGUGCAGCCAGCAAGGAGGCACUGCAAAUCAUGCUCUACGCCCAGGCUAUCUCUGGGUCUAAGGAAGCUGCCCGCUUCUUGACCCCGGAUAAUCUCAAGGCUGCACCAGGCUUCGCUGCGUCAAUCAUGGAGACAAAGCUCAAGACUUAUAGCCAGUUCAACCAGACAUAUCCCGGCUUCGGUGGCUUUCUCCCAUGGAUCAAGACUGACACCACGACCAUCUCGCCUCAAGAUGGCUGGGACGAUCGCGUUCCCGGCUUAGACAAUGGAGAGCUCAUCUGGGCAGUUUACGCCAGCAUCGAAGCCCUCCAGAAGCAGUCCAACCCCAAGUUCCACAAAAUCGCCGACGGAUGGCAGACCUGGCUCAACUACGUCGCUUCAACUGCCCCCAAGAUCUUCUACAUCGGCAAAGGGAAGGUCUGUGCUGUUACAGCAAUCGGCGACCAGACACUCCCUGUCAAUGACAAGAAGCAGUCGUACAAGUGCGAGUCGGAGACUUAUCUCGAUGACCCUUAUGAAGGAGAGCUUUUGACUUACUUCUUCCAAUUCUUCACUGAUCUGUCCAAGAAGGAUAAGCAGACGCUUUGGGAGUACAAGAGAGCCAAGUUGGAGAAGGCUGAGUAUAACAAGGGUGGUGUUGGUCCUAUCACUGUUCGCAAGGGUUUUUGGUUCUCUAGCCAUGAGAUUUGGAACCAGCUUGAGUUGCCAUACCACGACGUUGACAUUGUCAGCCGCCUCUUCAAGAACGGCGAACGUGCUCGAACUUGCAACUCGGUAGUCACCAAGACCCCCGGCCUCUACGCCUCCGUCAACAACUCUACCGAUCCCAAGACAGACGAGAUCAUCGGCUACAUCUCACCCGCCGGUAUUCCCUCUAUUGCAAGUCAAAAGGAUCAAGAGCUCGAUGUCAUCACUCCUUAUGGUGUCUUCCCUGUUGUAUUGUUCGACAAGGCUGUUGGCUUGGCUUGGUGGAGGAACAUGAUCGUUGGAAAGAAGAUGCAGAAUCCUUAUGGCAGCACAGAGUCCACCCGCGUCGACGGCAAGGGUGUUUCAGCACUCGUGACCUGGGAUAGUAAGGUCACUACUGUACUCUCCCUCAUGAAUGGUGUUGUGGAUCUUGUUCGCGAGCGAAUGAAGUCUGAUGGCAUCUACAACGAGUUCCUAAAGAUUACAGAGGCAAGUUCUCCAUGA